Nerophis lumbriciformis (worm pipefish) is the source of this 1225-nucleotide messenger RNA. It is a transcript of the gene cmklr1, whose product is annotated as chemokine-like receptor 1. Gene Ontology annotation, molecular function: complement receptor activity; G protein-coupled receptor activity. Gene Ontology annotation, biological process: inflammatory response; positive regulation of cytosolic calcium ion concentration; complement receptor mediated signaling pathway. The record is from RefSeq and is a predicted model, not a curated record. Gene Ontology annotation, cellular component: plasma membrane. Lineage: Eukaryota; Metazoa; Chordata; Actinopteri; Syngnathiformes; Syngnathidae.
CGGAGUGUUCUGCUGACUCUUGUCUCUGGGCAGCAUCAAGUCAACAUCACUGGAAGAACUCUACAGUUGAGAGAAAAUGGAUGAGUUUUCUUACGAGUAUUACAGCAACUACACUUAUGAUGAAAGCUUCACCCCACACGAAGAGCCUGUUUUUCUCCACAAAUCCACCUGUACCAGCGACGCCCUUUGCGUGUCUCUGCUAGUGGUCACCGCCAUCAUUUUCGUAUUGGGCUUCUGCGGUAACGCCGUGGUCAUUUGGAUCUCCGGCUUCAAGAUGAAGAAGACGGUCAACACCACUUGGUACCUGAGCCUGGCCAUCUCCGACUUUGUCUUCUGCACCUUCCUGCCCUUCAUCAUCACUAACAUGGCCAUGGACAGGUGGAUCUUUGGACUCUUCCUAUGCAAGUUUGCCUCGCCCGUGUUGUUCCUUAACAUGUUCAGCAGCAUCUUCCUCCUAAUCAUCAUCAGCGCCGACCGCUGCGUGUCUGUCAUAUUUCCCGUCUGGGCUCAGAAUCACCGCACGGUACGAAAGGCAACAGUUGUGGUGAUCCUGGCCUGGGUUCUCGCCUUUGUGCUGAGUUUUCCCUCUGCUGUCUUUCGGGAAGUUAAGAAUCAGAUGGGCAAGAGCAUCUGCUACAACAACUACACAUUAUAUCAACACAGUCACAAAAUAAUUGUAGUUAGUCGCUUCCUGGCAGGCUUUGUGGUGCCUUUUGUUGUCAUCAGUAUCUGCUACUUGGUCAUCAUCGUCAAGCUUCGCAACAACAGAAUGACCAAAUCCUCCAAACCCUUCAAAGUCAUGACCGCGCUCAUCGCUACUUUCUUCAUCUGUUGGCUGCCGUACCACGUCUUUAUUCUUCUCGAGCUAAACCACCAAAUCUACAACCAUAGCCUCUUAACCGCUGGACUACAAGUUGGAACAUGCCUGGCGGCGGCCAACAGUUUCCUCAACCCUGUGCUCUAUGUGUUCAUGGGUAAUGACUUCCAGCAGAGGUUUAAGAGCUCCUUGUUGUCAAAGAUGGAGAACGCCAUGGGAGACGAAGGCCGUACCACUAGCCGGUAUUUGUCCAGGUCCAGCUCCGCAGACAAUGGCAGGGCAUCCACACACAUCUAAAAAAAACUCUCUCGACAGUGGUAAUUGCUCUAAGACUGCAAGGGAAGCUCAGCUCAGUGGUCAGUACGUACUUUUGUGUUUACAUUUCAUUAAAUAUGCUGUUCAACUUUU